AUGCCACUUGUUCAAGUUUUAAGGCUUGUUGAUGGGGAGCAAACACCAGCAAUGAGAUUUAUUUACGGGGCAAUGGACGAGUGCAAAGAAAAAAUAGCAAAGAGCUUGGAUAACAACCUCGCUUCUUAUAAAGAAAUUUGGGACAUUAUCGAUAAGAAAUGGGAGUUGCAAAUGCAUCGUGAUUUCCAUGCGGCUGCCUACUAUUUAAGUCCACAAUAUCGAUGGAGUCCCAAUGUUUCCGAACAUCCGGAGAUUAAGCGAGGAUUGUAUGAUGUCAUGGAAAGGCUCGUGAAGGAUACGACAGUUUAUUUGAAGAUUGAAGAUCAACUCGUUGCUUACAAAGAAAAAAGAGGACUAUUUGGAUAUAGAGCCGCCCCAAGUGAUGGUGAGGAAGAUGAAAUUGGAGGUGGCGGGAUAUUAGGGGAGGAAGAUGGCGGGGUAAUUGGAAGUGCUAGAGGUGGCAGGGCUAUUAGAAGACCUAGAGGUGGCGAGACAAUUGGGGAAGGGAGUGGAACUAGGAAAAGGAAAAAUGUUCAAGUGAAUUUGAUUGACGAGGAUGACGGGGAUGAAGUGAAUUUGAUUGACGAUGACGAGGGUGACCAGUUUGAAAAUGAUGCGAAUGAUGCUGAUUAUUUUAUUUGA
Molecule: messenger RNA, 642 nt
Organism: Lactuca virosa
Lineage: Eukaryota; Viridiplantae; Streptophyta; Magnoliopsida; Asterales; Asteraceae
Source: the annotation of a GenBank genome assembly